Molecule: messenger RNA, 7102 nt
Organism: Penicilliopsis zonata CBS 506.65
Lineage: Eukaryota; Fungi; Ascomycota; Eurotiomycetes; Eurotiales; Aspergillaceae
Exons: 2
Coding region: 276-6965 (2229 amino acids)
Biological process (GO): L-glutamine metabolic process; 'de novo' pyrimidine nucleobase biosynthetic process; UTP biosynthetic process
Cellular component (GO): cytoplasm; cytosol
Molecular function (GO): metal ion binding; dihydroorotase activity; carbamoyl-phosphate synthase (glutamine-hydrolyzing) activity
Source: RefSeq, a predicted model, not a curated record
ACUUGUUCCUUCCUCCUCCUCCCUCUCCUCUCCUCUCCUCUCCUCUCUCCUCUCCGUGCUGAAGCAGCAGCGAAGACCUCCCACGCACCCUCCCCGAGUUCGUUGUGUUGUCUUGCAGGCUGCUGAUGCUACGGUAGAGACCUCUACUGCCGCAAUUGUCCCCAAGAGGACCAGAGAUACUCCCCUCCCUCUCCCUUGCGUCUUGCCCAGAGUGCACCAACCCCUCCUCUGGACAACGGUGACGUUUUUCCAUCAAAAAAGAAAAGGCUGUCAUCAUGGCUGAAUCAAUCUCUACGUCGGCCUUUGUGCUGCCGGCCUCGUCCCGCGUGCUCGGCGGUGACGACAAGCUGGUCGCCCUCGAGCUCGAGGAUGGUACCGUCUACCAGGGCUACAGCUUUGGUGCGGAGAAGAGCGUGGCGGGUGAGCUGGUCUUCCAGACGGGCAUGGUUGGCUACCCGGAGUCCAUCACCGACCCUUCCUACCGUGGCCAGAUCCUGGUCGUCACCUUCCCGCUGGUGGGCAACUAUGGUGUCCCCUCGCGGGAGACCAUGGACGAGCUGCUGCAGACCCUGCCCAAGCAUUUCGAGUCCACCGAGAUCCACAUCGCUGCCCUGGUCGUGGCCACAUACUCGGGCGAGGACUACUCGCAUCAUCUCGCACAGUCGUCGCUCGGCACAUGGCUCAAGGAACAAGGCGUCCCCGCCAUGCACGGUGUCGAUACCCGGGCUCUGACCAAGCGUAUCCGUGAGAAGGGUAGCAUGCUGGGACGCAUGCUUCUCCAGAAGGCCGAUCUCCCCCAGUCGGCUACAAUUGACCGCGAGAACUGGAAGGGCUCCUUCCAGGAGGUCGAGUGGGUCGAUCCCAACAAGAAGAACUUGGUCGCCGAAGUGUCAAUCAAGGAGCCUCGUCUUUUCUCCCCGCCAAAGGAUGUUGCCCUCAAGCACCCCUCGGGUCGUCCCAUCCGCGUUCUCUGCCUGGACGUCGGUCUCAAGUUCAACCAGCUGCGCUGUUUGCUCGCUCGCGGUGUCGAAGUCCUCGUUGUUCCCUGGAACUACGAUUUCCCCACCCUGGCGGGCAAGGACUACGAUGGUCUGUUCGUCUCCAACGGUCCUGGUGACCCGGCAAUGCUCUCCAUCACCAUCGAUAACCUGACCAAGACCAUCAAGGAGGCCCGCACUCCCGUCUUCGGUAUUUGCUUGGGUCAUCAGCUGAUCGCCCGCGCCGUCGGUGCCCAGACCACCAAGAUGAAGUUCGGUAACCGUGGUCACAACAUUCCCUGCACCAGCAUGGUCUCCGGCAAGUGCCACAUCACGUCGCAGAACCACGGUUUCGCCGUCGAUGCCGCCUCUCUGCCCACCGACUGGCAGGAGCUGUUUGUCAACGCCAACGAUGGUAGCAACGAGGGUAUCCGGCACACCAGCCGUCCCUUCUUCAGUGUCCAGUUCCACCCGGAGAGCACUCCCGGUCCCCGCGACACCGAGUACCUCUUUGAUGUCUUCAUCAACACCAUCAAGGAGACCAUCGCCACCCCCGCUGCCUUGACCCAGCCGGUUUCCUUCCCCGGAGGCUCCAUCGAAGAGAACACCAAGGCCUCGCCCCGCGUCUCGGUCAAAAAGGUCCUCGUGCUGGGCAGUGGUGGUCUUAGCAUCGGUCAGGCUGGAGAGUUCGAUUACUCUGGCAGUCAGGCCAUCAAGGCCCUCAAGGAAGAAGGCAUUUACACCAUUUUGAUCAACCCCAACAUUGCCACCAUCCAGACCUCCAAGGGUCUGGCCGACAAGGUCUACUUCCUCCCCGUCAACGCCGACUUUGUUCGCAAGGUCAUCAAGCACGAGCGUCCCGAUGCCAUCUACGUCACCUUCGGUGGCCAGACUGCUCUGCAGGUCGGUAUCCAGCUGAAGGAUGAGUUCGAAUCCCUCGGCGUCAAGGUCCUGGGUACCCCCAUCGAUACCAUCAUCACCACCGAAGAUCGUGAGCUGUUCGCCCGCAGCAUGGAGUCGAUCGGCGAGAAGUGUGCCAAGUCCGCCUCGGCCUCGACCUUGGAGGAGGCCCUGCGUGUUGUUGAGGACAUUGGCUUCCCCGUCAUCGUCCGUGCCGCCUAUGCCCUCGGUGGUCUGGGCAGUGGCUUCGCCGAAGACAUGGAUCAGCUCCGGGAGCUGUGCACCAAGGCCUUCGCGGCCAGUCCCCAGGUGCUGAUUGAGCGCAGUAUGAAGGGCUGGAAGGAAAUCGAGUACGAAGUCGUCCGUGACGCCCGUGAUAACUGUAUCACCGUCUGUAACAUGGAGAACUUUGACCCUCUCGGUAUCCACACCGGUGACUCCAUCGUCGUGGCCCCGUCCCAGACGCUCUCGGACGAAGACUAUAACAUGCUUCGUACCACCGCCGUCAACGUCAUCCGUCACCUGGGUGUCGUCGGUGAAUGCAACAUUCAAUAUGCGCUCAACCCUUUCUCCAAGGAGUACUGCAUUAUUGAGGUCAACGCCCGUCUGUCCAGAUCUUCUGCCCUGGCGUCCAAGGCCACCGGAUACCCCCUGGCUUUCAUUGCUGCUAAGCUGGGUCUGAACAUCCCCCUGAAUGAGAUUUCAAACUCGGUUACCAAGGUCACCUGUGCCUGCUUUGAGCCUUCCCUCGACUACGUGGUCGUCAAGAUCCCCCGCUGGGAUCUGAAGAAAUUCACUCGUGUCUCCACCCUACUCGGCUCCUCGAUGAAGAGUGUCGGUGAAGUCAUGAGCAUCGGCCGAACUUUCGAAGAAGCCAUCCAGAAGGCCAUCCGCUCUGUCGACUUCCACAACUUUGGUUUCAACGCUACCAAUGCCCUCAUGUCCAUCGAAGAGGAGCUGCAGACUCCCUCCGACCAGCGUCUGUUCGCCAUCGCCAACGCCAUGGCGUCUGGAUACAGCGUUGAUGAUAUCUGGAAGCUCACCAAGAUCGACAAGUGGUUCCUCAGCAAGCUCAAGGGUCUCAACGACUUUGGCAAGAUGAUGACCUCCUACAACGCGACCACCGUGCCCCUCCCCCUCAUCCGCCAGGCCAAGCAGCUCGGUUUCUCCGAUCGCCAGCUUGCCAAGUUCCUGAGCUCCAACGAGCUCGCCGUGCGACGCAUGCGUGUUGAGGCCGGUAUCACCCCGAUCGUGAAGCAGAUCGACACUGUUGCUGCCGAGUUCCCCUCGGUCACCAACUACCUUUACCUGACCUACAAUGCGUCUGCCCAUGAUCUCACCUUUGACGACCACGGUAUCAUGGUCCUCGGCUCUGGUGUGUACCGUAUCGGUUCCUCGGUCGAGUUCGACUGGUGUUCCGUCCGCACCAUUCGCACCCUGCGCGAACAGGGCCACAAGACUGUCAUGGUCAACUACAACCCGGAGACCGUCAGUACCGACUACGAUGAGGCGGAUCGUCUGUACUUUGAGAACAUCAACCUGGAAACCGUGCUCGACAUCUACCAGAUCGAAUCCUCCAGUGGGGUCGUCAUCUCCAUGGGUGGUCAGACCCCGAACAACAUUGCUCUGCCCCUCCACCGCCUGAAUGUCAAGAUCCUGGGUACCUCUCCCGAGAUGAUCGAUACCGCUGAGAACCGUUACAAGUUCUCCCGCAUGCUGGACCGCAUUGGUGUUGACCAGCCCGCUUGGAAGGAGCUGACGAGCAUCGAGGAAGCCACCGAGUUCUGCGAGAAGGUCAGCUAUCCUGUGCUGGUCCGUCCCUCAUACGUGCUCUCCGGCGCGGCCAUGAACACGGUUUACUCGAAGCACGACCUGGCCAACUACCUGAACCAGGCCGCCGAGGUGUCGCGCGAGCACCCGGUCGUCAUCACCAAGUACAUCGAGAACGCCAAGGAAAUCGAGAUGGAUGCUGUCGCCCGUGAUGGUGUCAUGGUUGGCCACUUCAUCUCUGAGCACGUGGAGAAUGCUGGUGUGCACUCUGGUGAUGCCACGUUGAUCCUGCCUCCUCAAGAUCUGGACCCGGAAACCGUCCGCCGCAUCGAAGAGGCGACCCGCAAGAUCGGAAACGCCCUCAAUGUGACUGGACCGUACAACAUCCAGUUCAUCGCCAAGGACAACGACAUCAAGGUCAUCGAGUGCAACGUCCGUGCCUCACGCUCGUUCCCCUUCGUGUCCAAGGUCAUGGGUGUCGACCUGAUCGAGAUGGCCACCAAGGCCAUGCUCGGCAUUCCAUUCACCGAGUACCCGCCCGUCUCCAUCCCCAAGGACUACGUCGGCGUCAAGGUGCCGCAGUUCUCCUUCUCCCGUCUCUCGGGUGCCGACCCUGUGCUCGGUGUGGAGAUGGCCUCCACCGGUGAGGUGGCCUCCUUUGGUCGUGACAAGUACGAGGCCUAUCUCAAGGCCCUCCUGUCCACUGGAUUCCGCCUGCCGAAGAGCAACAUCUUGUUGUCGAUUGGUUCGUACAAGGAAAAGCUCGAGAUGCUGCCCUCGAUCCGCAAGCUGCACCAGAUCGGCUACAAUCUCUUCGCCACGGCCGGUACUGCCGACUUCCUCAAGGAGCACGGCAUCCCCGUCAAGUUCCUCGAGAUCCUCCCUGACCAGGAGGAGGAUGUCAAGUCGGAGUACUCCCUCAGCCACGCUCUUGCUAACAACCUGAUCGAUCUCUACAUCAACUUGCCGUCGAGCAACCGCUUCCGCCGCCCCGCCAACUACAUGAGCAAGGGUUACCGCACCCGUCGUAUGGCCGUGGACUACCAGACCCCCUUGGUGACCAACGUCAAGAAUGCCAAGAUCCUCAUCGAGGCCAUCGCUCGUCACUUUGCCCUGAACGUGCAGACGAUCGACUACCAGACGAGCCACCGCACCAUCGUGCUUCCGGGCCUGAUCAACAUCGCGGCCUUUGUGCCCGGCCUGACCACCCCCGGUUCCGACGACUUUGAGCGCGUGACCCGGGCCUCCAUCGCGGCCGGUUUCAGCAUGGUUCGCAUUAUGCCCAUGGGUGUCGAGAGCUCCGUCACCGACAGCCGUGCCCUCCAGAUCGCCCAGCAGAACGCCCAGAAGGGCUCCUUCUGUGACUUCAACUUCUCUGUGGCGGCCACGUCUACCAACUCCGAGCAGAUCGGCCAGGUCACAGGCGAUGUGGGCUCCCUUUUCAUCCCCUUCAACCACCUGUCCGGCAACAUCAGCAAGGUCGCCGCCGUCACCAACCACUUUGGUGCCUGGCCCGCUAGCAAGCCCAUCAUCACGGAUGCCAAGGCCACUGACCUGGCCUCCAUCCUACUGCUGGCCAGCCUGCACAGCCGCAAUAUCCACGUCAUGAGCGUGACCUCCAAGGAGGAUAUUGCGCUGAUCGCCCUCAGCAAGGAGAAAGGUCUUAAGGUGACCUGCGAUGUCUCUAUCUUCUGCCUGUUCCUCUCGCGCGAAGACUUUCCCGAGUGCAACUUCCUGCCUUCGGCUGAGGACCAGAAGGCUCUGUGGGACCACAUCUGCACCAUCGAUGUCUUUUCGAUCGGCAGCAUCCCCUACCAGUUGGCCGGCAAGAAUGCCUCUCCCGAAGCGGGUAUUGCCGAGUCGCUCCCCUUGCUCUUCACUGCCGUCGCCGAGGGCCGCAUGACCGUCGAGGACGUCACUGCUCGCCUGUACGAGAACCCGAAGCGCAUCUUCGAGCUCCAUGAUCAGACCGAGACCUCGCUGGAGAUCGAGAUCGACCGUCCUUACCUCUUCCAGAGCCCUGAUGCUGGCUCGCCCUUCAACGGCAAACAGAUGCGGGGCUCGGUCCAGCGCGUGAUCUUCCAGGGCAAGACGUCUUGCCUCGAUGGCGAGAUCACCGCGGAUGCCAACCACGGCAAGGACAUGUCCGGCCACCGGAUCGCUGUUCCCUCGUCUCCGUCCGUCAAGGCCACCACCCCGCGGGUGCGUCCGGACACCUCGUUCGACAACCGUCGCCUCUCCUUCACAGGCACCCCGGCUCGCCCUGCGAUCCGUGCCCGGCCCGCCGAACCGGCCGCCACUGAGCUUGGCCCCCCGCUGUACACUCCCGUGACAACCCAGGUGUCGUCCUCCCUGUCGGACCUGCUCUCUCGCACAAAUUUCCGUCAGAAGCACGUUCUGUCCGUCAACCAGUUCACCCGUUCGGACUUGCACCUGCUCUUCACCGUCGCGCAGGAGAUGCGGAUCGGCGUCCAGCGCCAGGGUGUCCUCGACAUCCUCAAGGGCCGUGUCCUCACCACCCUCUUCUACGAGCCCUCGACCCGGACCUCGGCCUCGUUCGAUGCUGCCAUGCAGCGCCUGGGUGGUCGCACGAUCGCCAUCUCGACCGAGCACUCAUCGACCAAGAAGGGUGAGACUCUGCAGGACACCCUGCGCACCCUGGGCUGCUACGGAGACGCCAUUGUCCUCCGCCACCCGGAUGAGAGCUGCGUCGAGACUGCCGCCAAGUUCUCCCCCGUGCCCGUCAUCAACGGCGGCAACGGCAGCCGGGAGCACCCGACCCAGGCGUUCCUGGACCUGUUCACCAUCCGUGAAGAACUCGGCACUGUCACCGGCCUGACCAUCACCUUCACGGGUGAUCUCAAGUACGGCCGCACCGUGCACUCGCUGCUCAAGCUGCUCCGGUUCUACGAUGUCCGUGUGCAGCUGGUGGCCCCCAAGGAGCUCUCUCUGCCGGCAGACCUCCGCGAGCAGCUUGUUGCCUCAGGCCAGCUUGCCGCUGAGUCCGAGACGCUGACUCCUGAGAUCGUUGCCUGCUCCGACGUGCUCUACUCCACCCGUGUGCAGAAGGAGCGCUUCGCCGAUCUUGCGCAGUACGACCGCCUCAAGAACAGCUUCGUCAUCGACAACGCUCUGCUUAAGCACGCCAAGAGCCACAUGGUCGUCAUGCACCCGUUGCCUCGCAACGCUGAGAUCGCCGAGGAGGUCGACUUCGACCCGCGGGCUGCCUACUUCCGCCAGGUUUGUCCCAUUUCCCUUCCCUUCUUUUUCUUUUUUUGGGUAAAUCUAGACGUGCAUGCUAACGGCUGUUUUAGAUGAGAUACGGUCUCUAUUGCCGCAUGGCGCUGCUGGCGUUGGUCUUGGCCCACUAAGCCGGGAGGACGUUACAAUUCCGCGUCAGUGUGUUAUAUAUAAAAGCGAGGCUUUGUGACGCACCUGUUGGGUUUUAUUCUGCU